Molecule: messenger RNA, 2257 nt
Organism: Astyanax mexicanus (Mexican tetra)
Lineage: Eukaryota; Metazoa; Chordata; Actinopteri; Characiformes; Acestrorhamphidae
Product: complement C1q-like protein 2
Exons: 5
Coding region: 33-905 (290 amino acids)
Molecular function (GO): protein binding
Source: RefSeq, a predicted model, not a curated record
UGAGAGACUCUAUAAACAGUAAACAAGUCAGAAUGAGGGUCAGUGUGGUGCUGCUUUUGUUCAGCAUAUCCUGUGCUGAGCUCCAGAGAGGUGAUGACCAGCCUGCCCCAGAAGAUGUGCAGCCCAGACUGAACCGGAUUCAGAACCAGAGCCAUGUGGAAAGACCAGAAUUACUUACAGACCAAACCACUGUCCAGUUUGAUGUGUGGACUGAGCUGAGGGAGCUGAGGGACAUGGUGGUGGAGCAGAGGGUGAAACUACAGUACAGUGAGCGCCAGAUUGAGGAGCUGAAAAAAGAGAAUGCAGGGCUGGCAGGGAGAGUGACCUCUACUGAACUGAAAGUGACCUCUACUGAAGCAAGAGUUUCCUCUACUGAACUGAAAGUGACCUCUACUGAACUUGGUGUUGAUGCUCUAAAAGAAGAGAAUAAAAAGCUCACGGGCAGAGUGACCUCUACUGAACUGGGUGUUGAAGCUCUAAGAGAAGAGAAUAAAAACACUCCAAAGGUGGCGUUCUCAUUUGGUUCAGGUGUAUCUGGCACUAUUGGACCUUUUAAUGCCGACACCAUGCUGGUUUUUAGGAAAGAAUUCAUAAACAUUGGGAACGCCUACAGUCCGAUCACAGGUGUCUUCACUGCCCCGUUGAGAGGAGUCUAUUUCUUCAGAUUAAAUGUAUUUGGUGGUAGCACAUACUGGACAGGUGGAGAUUUAUUUAAAAACCAAGAGAAAAUAUUUCAUUUGUCUGAUUACCCAGAUGAAGGGAGAAAUGAGUAUGCAUCAAAUGGUGUCAGUCUGCUGCUGGAGAAAGGAGAUCUUGUGUAUGUUAAACUCUUAGCUGGUUGGCAUAUUUUUGAUGACAUUAAUAACCACUGCACUUUCAAUGGUUUUCUGCUCUUUCCCAUGUAAAAUGCUUAACUAAUUAAGAAUAGAUGUAAUCAGCACAUCUUAUCGCUAGGACCCCUGUUCUAGAAUUUCCCCUCGGGGAUCUAUCUAUCUAUCUAUCUAUCUAUCUAUCUAUCUAUCUAUCUAUCUAUCUAUCUAUCUAUCUAUCUAUCUAUCUAUCUAUCUAGAUAAGAUGUUAGUUAGAUUAACGCUCUAGGCACCAUUCUUGUACAGGAAACACACUCUAGGGUGCAUUUUCCAAAGGUGUAGCUGCUAAGCAUGUUUCUAACUUGCAUAGUCUACUUGAUGAAGUUGCGAUGCAGGUGUUUUCCAAACCAUAGUUUGAACUAUGGAGGUAAAUACACAAGUAAUUUACAUAGUGUGCAUCAUUCAGGGCCGGAGUUGGCCCCUUUUUCAACCCGGGAGUUUCAUGCCCAAAUCCGGCCCACUAUUUCCAUGGAGGAGGAAUUAGAAUAAAUAAAACAGCAGCUAGCUCUUACAAUGCCUUUUUAUUGCAUAUAAGUUUAAGUAUAUGUGGGUAAGUUAACAGAACACCCUUCACUUAAACAUGUUUCAUUCAAAUUUAAAUCAGAUAAAGAUUUAAAAGGUAAAAAAAGAAUUUUAUGAAUUAAUAUUACUUAGAUUUUCUAUUUUUUUUUUUUUUCAGAUCCAUUAGGAAUCACCAUGUAAAAUAUAAACUGUUCCCUUUCACUGGUUAGAUAUUAUAGAGAUUUAAACUUGGAAUGGUAUUUUCUUUCUCCAAAGGAGAAAGCUGCUCCAGUACCUGUGGCGCUGCUGUGUUCUCUUUUCCUCCUUGGUGAAGCUGUUUAAUCCAGCUGUUAAACUGUUAUAUUAAUACCAUUUUAACGGUCAUUAGAUUGUUGUUUUUGUCCAUUCUUUUGUUUUGUUUAAAUAUACAUUUUCCUUUGAGCGUGGUUUGGUUUGUUUAAUUUCAUCCCCAGACGCGAAUUAGCUUUUUCCGGGUUUUUUUUAAGUAUUACAAGUCUUAGUAAUUUUCUUUGGUUGUGUGGAGUUUUUCGUUUCUUUUUUUUGAAAUUCAUUAGAUUAUAUUUUUGUCAACAUUUUGGGUUUAUUUUCACUUGUUAUUUUUCUAAUAAUAAUAGUAAUUACAUAAUGUAUUUUCUUUUGUUCUUUUUUUUUACGGGACGAAUAACAUAAAAGUAAGGCAAUAGUUACUUUUACUGGUAACUAGUUACUUUUAUAGUGGAGUAACUCCGUUAGUAACUCUUUUUGGAGAAGUAACUAGUAACUUUUUCAAAGUAACGUGCCCAACACUGAAUAUAACACGUACAGAAAACGCAAAUAUGGUAAUUAUGAAUCAUAAUUCUAAUAAACAAGGCAUAUUUCGCCCUAAA